AUGGAAACAGGUUAUUUACUUUUAUCGAAGUGUAAGUCGAUUGUCUUACAUCAAUCGUUGCAAACUCAUUGCAAUUCGUUAGAGACAAUGUCGGCAAAUGAUUUAUCACCUAAGAUCGAUGUUGACGUGAAACGUUCGACGACUGGGGUAUGGCUUGUAAAAAUGCCGAAAUAUCUUUCACAGAUUCUCAAUGAUUACGGUGAUUCAUGCGUCAACGGCGAAAUUGGACGUUUAAUUAAACCUCCACAAUCACAGCUUGCGAAAAGUUCAGGAUCUGCUGAACGUGUCCAAGGUGUUUCUUUUUGUCUCAAUGACCAAAUUAUGAAGAAGAUUCAAGAGAGAAAUCCAUCGAAAGAUUUUCAAAUGCCACCACGAGAACAUCGAUUCUGUCUCAGCAGCACUGCGGAUGACGUCGUCCGUACUGUAUAUACUCGAACAACGAAUAAUUCCAAUUCACCAACAGGCGAACAAAUAGCAAUUGUUGGAAAAGUUAUUCAACGUGCUGAAGUUCGUCCCGUCGAAAAUGAACAAUACAUGUCUAUGAAACGCAAACAGUUCGAGUCCUCCAAGGAACCAACCCGCAAAGCUUUGAUGAUCAACAAGAAAUCGAACGCCCCUCUACCUAGACGUGAUCAUGAAGAAAAUAAAGAACGUCUUCGUUUGAAGAAACUCAAAGGCAAACGUCUGCGAGGUUCGGAAGACGAAGUUACAACUAAAUUGUUUGAAGCGUUCUCCAAGAAUCAAUAUAUAUCCAUGAGUGGACUCGAAGAAAUCACGAAUCAACCGAAAAAUUUCUUACAGCAACUUGUUAAAAUAUACUGUAAUUAUAGCAGUUCGGGACAUACAUACGAACUGAAACCUCAAUUCCGAGAGCGAAGCAUAGCAAAAGAUGACGAUGACGAUGACGACAUGGACGAUGAUGAUGACGACGACGACGAUGAUGACAACAGUAACAACAAUAAUAAUGAUAAUAAAUAG
Messenger RNA from Adineta ricciae, 978 nucleotides. Lineage: Eukaryota; Metazoa; Rotifera; Eurotatoria; Adinetida; Adinetidae. The record is from the annotation of a GenBank genome assembly.